UAGUAAAAGAACACGCCCAUUUUUCUUUCCGGGUUCUUUUGAGUCUCCGCCUUUCUCCUCCUGAGGGAGAUUUAAUUGUGUGAGCUCCAUUUUGUCAGCGGCAGGCCUCUGUAAUCUCGUCCUUCUCAUACAGUUCCUGGAAUCAUCUAAACAAGAAUGUCGUACCAGUAUCCUUCAGGCGGCUUCCCAGGAUAUCCAGGCUAUCCUGGAGGGGACCCAUCAUAUCCACCUGGAGUACAACAGGGUUUUCCUGGGGGACAGUUCCCCCCUGCUGGGGGACAGUUCCCCCCUGCUGCAGGAGGAGGUGCAUUCCCACCAGCAUCUGGUGGGGGUUUCCCACCUGCUCCUGGCGGAGGGUAUCCUCAGGCAGGAGGAUACCCAGCUCCUGGUGGCUAUCCUGGAGGCAUGCCAUCUUACCCUGGAGCACCAGGCUUUGGAGCACCUGCUGGUGGCCAAGGUUAUGGUGCCCCUCCUGGUGCACCUGCUUAUGGAGUCCCUGGGUAUGGCGGGCCUGGUUUUAAUGCUCCAGCUGGUGGAUAUGGGGCUCCUAAUGCAGGGGGUUUCGGGGUACCCCCAGCUGGUGGAUAUGGAGCACCUGGAGGUGCACCAGGCUAUGGUGGUUUUUCACAACCUUCAUCUCAGAGCUAUGGAGCAGGAGGGCCAGGACAAAUGCCAGGACAAAUGCCAGGACAAAUGCCAGGCCAAGCGCCAAGUGGAUAUCCAAGUGGCCCGGCACCUGCACAACCUACGCCUUAUGCAGCAGCGAUGACGGCCACUCAGGGCACAAUUAAAGCAGCACCUAACUUUGAUGCCCUAUCUGACGCUGAAAAACUAAGAAAAGCAAUGAAAGGAUUUGGAACCGACGAGCAAACCAUUAUUGACGUUGUUGCUAACCGUUCCAAUGACCAGAGACAAAAGAUCAAGGCCGCAUUCAAGACCGCUUAUGGCAAAGAUUUAAUAAAAGAUCUGAAGUCAGAAUUAAGUGGUAAUGUGGAAGAACUCAUUAUUGCUCUUUUUAUGCCUUCCACAUAUUAUGAUGCCUGGAGUUUAUAUAAUGCAAUGAAGGGAGCAGGAACACAAGAGCGAGUACUCAUUGAGAUUCUAUGCACAAGGACAAACAGUGAAAUCAGGAACAUCGUUGCCUGUUACAAACAAGAGUUUGGCAGAGAAAUUGAGAAGGACAUUCGAUCAGACACUUCUGGGCAUUUUGAAAGACUGCUGGUGUCCAUGUGCCAGGGGAACCGCGAUGAAAACCAAAAUGUUAACGCGCAGCAGGCCGAGCAGGAUGCCCAGCGCCUUUACCAAGCGGGGGAAGGGAAGCUUGGAACAGACGAGUCCUCCUUCAAUUUGGUGUUAGCAAGUCGAAGUUUCCCCCAGUUGAAAGCUGUGGCUGAAGCAUAUGCGAGGAUAUCCAAACGUGACCUGCUUAGUGUCAUUGGCAGAGAAUUUUCUGGAUAUAUAGAAGAUGGCCUGAAAGCAGUUUUGCAGUGCGCUAUCAACCGUCCUGUUUUCUUUGCUGAUAGACUUUGCCGCUCUAUGAAGGGAGCCGGCACUGAUGAUUCCACCCUGAUAAGGAUUAUUGUCACCAGAAGCGAGAUUGAUCUUGUGCAGAUCAAACAGGCUUAUGUACAGAUGUACCAGAAAUCUCUUUCUGCAGCAAUCUCGAGCGAUACCUCCGGGGACUACAAGCGCAUGCUGUUAGCAAUUUCUGGCCACUAGGAUCUAUCCUGUGAAUGAAAUAUAUGUCAGAUAAAUACUAUAUGUCCAUAUCUAUAUAUAGAUGCAAAUGAUAUACUGCACUCUUCUAGGAAAUGAUCAUGUCAUUUAUACCAUAAACGUAAUGUUUGUCUGUUACAGAUUUUGUGCAUAUUUUUACACACAUGCCGUAUAUAUAAAUAUAAACUAUAGAACUGCGUUUUCACUUCAACCAAAAAUGUCGGCAUAAUAUACACCCAGUGCCUUUGUUACUCGACAAAUCUAAAUCGUGGAAGAAAAAAAAACCUGAUGUGACCAGUUCAGGAAGUUAAGGAAUUUCUUCCUCUUUGCAAUAAUUGCAUUUCAUGUUACAAUUUUGUUCAGUAAAAAAACCUCAAGCCUA
Messenger RNA from Xenopus laevis (African clawed frog), 2098 nucleotides. It is a transcript of the gene anxa7.L, whose product is annotated as annexin A7 L homeolog. Gene Ontology annotation, molecular function: calcium ion binding; calcium-dependent phospholipid binding; phosphatidylserine binding. The record is from RefSeq and is a predicted model, not a curated record. The transcript is spliced from 13 exons. The coding region runs from base 157 to 1719 and encodes 520 amino acids. Gene Ontology annotation, cellular component: plasma membrane; cytoplasm; vesicle membrane. NCBI's taxonomy places the organism in Eukaryota, Metazoa, Chordata, Amphibia, Anura, Pipidae.